AUGGUGUCAAAAAGUGUCCAUCCAGUAGAAGACACAACAACAUCAACCAAGCCUGAUUCAUACAUCGCAGACUCACUAAACAUCAAAAUGUCAUCAAUCAUUCCAGUUCCAUUUACAUCACUUGACGUCACAUUAGUCCACUGCGGAGUCAUGACUCUUAUCUUCAUUCUACUUCUAUGCUGUAUGUGCUGCAGAAAAACGCCAAAACCAACUGAAACUUUAAAGACGAUCGUUGUUAAAAGCUCAGAUUAUGAUCGGAUGAAGGAAAUGACAACGUUAAGGAGGUCCGUGCAUCCAGGAAAAAUUGAAGAAGAUCAUCAGCAUGACGUCCCAUUGAAGAUCAAGUCUCAGGCUGAUCAGAUCCGAGCGGUUGAAUCUGUUGGAAGCUUUGAUGACAUUCUUGAUGAAGAGCAAAGUGAAAUUCAGACUGAUUGACCAGAUUCCAAAGGUCAAAUUAACUGCAUUUUUAGAUUUAUUUGUGCCUUACUUUGUGCAAUAAUACAAGCUAAAUCAAAAACUAUUCGUCACUCAUGUGAUUCAUCUCUACAAGAUACAUGCCUCAUUGAAGAUUUGACGCUACGAGAGGAUGACAGAUUGGAAAUUACGGACGCUCAGAAGAUUAUGAUAACAGUUACAAUUAGUAACAGCAGGCUGCCAUGUUUUCCGUGUAAUAUCGAUAAAUUUUUUGAACUUAUUCAGUUUUUAAACAUUUCCAAUUCAACAAUUAAAAAAUUCUCGUUAAAUGACUUAGAAGGCUUUACAAACUUAAAGAAUGUAUCACUUGAUGGCAAUAAUAUUACCGAAUUCGAGACAAAAAGUGGCAGUUCAAUUGUAAUCUAUUUGAAAAAUAACAACAUUAUGUUCGAUUCAAACAGCAUAAGCAGCAGCAACACGACUAAAUUAGUUAUGAUAAUCAUCGUCUUAGUCAUCCUACUCAUUGGAACUAAUGCUGCAUUAUUGAUUAAAAUACGCAAGAAUUCACAAAUUACCACAAAUGUCAACAGCGACACAGAACUUUCUGUAAUCCGCUACGAGGAAGUCAACAAAAACUUAAUUUAUAAUCCAUUAAAUGGCAUUAAAAUUGACAAUUUGUACAGUGAAGUCACAAAUUAUGAGGAAUUAGUCAGCACAAAGGCAAAAGAUUUUGGGCACACAGAAGUAUUAAAAAACAUUACAAACAGCUUCUCAAAAUGUCCAUCUGACUCAACACCAGAUUUAAAUUUCAUAUUGUGUGUCUCACUCCUGUCAGUCAUCGUCCUGUUACUCAUCGUCAAUGUCAUUUUAUUUGUCAAUGUCAAAAAGUCACUGAAACCUGAAAAAUCACUUAAAAAUGAACCACAAACAUACAGCACUCUAUAUGAGCUUCAAAACUUCAGCAGAAUACAGGACAAUCAUUAUGAAUUGAAUUCUAUCAAGAAUUAUGAAGGCACAAAUGAUCAAAUUGGUCAGCUUAACUACUCUGAACAGCAAGAAUAUGAGGAAAUUCCAGAAAAUGCGUACAACCGAAGUCAAUUGAGUAAUUAUGCUGAUGAUUUCUAUCAAGAGUCCUCGAACCUUAAAGACACUAAUUUAGAUGCUAAUGUUGACAAAGCAGCUGAAGAUUUUGCUGAAGGUUAUAACCAAAUAAAUGGUGACAAGAACAGCGAUAGUAAAGAUGAUAACAUGCUGUAUUCAUAA
This is a messenger RNA of Chironomus riparius, 1677 nucleotides long. The record is from the annotation of a GenBank genome assembly. NCBI's taxonomy places the organism in Eukaryota, Metazoa, Arthropoda, Insecta, Diptera, Chironomidae.